Lingula anatina is the source of this 1191-nucleotide messenger RNA. RefSeq lists its product as uncharacterized. Lineage: Eukaryota; Metazoa; Brachiopoda; Lingulata; Lingulida; Lingulidae. The record is from RefSeq and is a predicted model, not a curated record.
AUAAUAGCAUGGAGUGUAGUAACCUGCAAUUCGAGCGACGAUUCAAUUAAAAUGACAAUGUUUUCAGCAAUGGGAAUAUUCCAAGUUUACCUGGCAUUGGCCUACGACAUCCCCAUGAAUACAAUGGCCAUAGAGAUGCAAUGGCUGCAUGGAGGAGAAUUCGGCAUUGACUGUUGGAUGUGUUCCAAGGAUUCAAAUUGCUCGGACGUGGAGCCUCUAAGCCUUGUUAGUCCGCUGAAGAUCUUCUCAGAUGAUCAAAACGAGAGAGCAGCGGCCGAAUUGUGGUUAACGCUCGGACUAUCGUCUCUUUCCACGUUCAUAGACCUGAUCUCUGUAACAAACCCGUAUUUUGUAAGCGUAACUUUAUAUUAUUUUUUAUGCUGCGCAAGUGGCAGCAACGAUGCAGCCGGGAGGUAUUUCUUGACAGCUUAUUACGCUUUUUGGGGGAUUUUAGCAGGAGUUCAUGUUCAAAUGACAAAUCUUACUCUUCUGGAUCGUCACCUACUACCUCAGGGUGAUUAUCCGUGGGAGUUUAAAUCAACCAUUACGAUAUUGAUGGUGAUAUCUUUCGUUGCCUCAUAUAUGGAUUGUCUUCUUACUUUCUUCGGUUGUUGUCGGUGGUGUGACGGCAGUAAGGGCUCUUUGACAAGAAGAAUAGCAUAUCCAUUAUUUAUCUGGAAUUUGGUCUUCUUCGCCAUGAACAUAGCAAAAACUACACUCCCAAUAUCUCACCCUAAAGAGAGCUACAUUACAGUUGUUGCAAUUGGAGGUGGAUUUAUAUUAUUUUGGAUGGGUCUUAUAUCAAUACUACUGAUUUUUCUAUGUUGUGGUAUGGAUGAUGCCAUUAGAUCGUUGGGACGUUUGGUUCAAGUCGACGACUCUUCAAAUCGAGUACACCCAUAAUUAAACUAAUGUCGGUGUUAAACCGAUGUAACAACGGACGCAUGGAAGGAAGCGAGAAGUUCAAACACAAGGAAAGCACCAGGCACUGUUAAUGUGGUCGGAGACAGGACGUGACGCGACCAGUAGCAUAAUGAUAUUCAAUGACUGAUUACGAGUAGAUUUCUAUACUUAAUCGGUAAACGAGAGGACUAAACAUGAAAACGUGUAUACCCAUACAUACAGUACGAAGAAAAGAUAAAUUGCGUACAUGUAGUUUUACACAGUGAAUAGACUGUUCCAAACAGAUAC